Acanthaster planci (crown-of-thorns starfish) is the source of this 5543-nucleotide messenger RNA. Its product is annotated as tetratricopeptide repeat protein 7B-like. Gene Ontology annotation, molecular function: protein binding. Gene Ontology annotation, biological process: protein localization to plasma membrane; phosphatidylinositol phosphate biosynthetic process. The record is from RefSeq and is a predicted model, not a curated record. Lineage: Eukaryota; Metazoa; Echinodermata; Asteroidea; Valvatida; Acanthasteridae. Gene Ontology annotation, cellular component: plasma membrane.
UCAUUCCAUGAUUUUUAAUUUUGUGAACUAUGUAGAACAGGAUUUUGCCGGAAAAUGGCUGUUUCUAAGAAGGCGGCAGCUCGUCUUGAGACCGAAAUUGAGAAGUAUCGUGUUGAAUGUAAUUGGGAGAAGGUGUCUGAGCUGAUCAAGAACACAAAAUCGAAAACACCCCCGCUUGAGUCCUUGACCCAUCUGGCCUUAGGAGAGAGUGAAUUGGAGCUGUACCUUCUGCAGAAUCCCCCAGGCAAAACGCUUAGCAAGGACGCUAGCAAGCAGCUGGCCAGCGCUAAGCAUCAUCUUCACCUGGCUGCAAAGUCAGGCAGCAAGCAUGUCCUCCGCAUCGAUGCCCAGUUGCUUCUGGCCAAGCUGGAUUACACUCUCGGCGAAUACGGAGAUGUCUUGAAGUUAUUUGACAAGAUCCACCUGGAUGAAAUCUCCAAGUCAUCUAUGUCUUGUACAAGACUUAAAGCAGUCGCUGAGGCCUUUGCUAUCAAAGGAAUGUGCAAGGAGCAGAUGCUGUCAGCCAUUGAAGAUACUUCUCAGAAAGAGAAGUUGAAGGAGGAGAUUGUGCAGUGCUUUGAGAAGGCAGGAGACAUGGCCCUGCUGUAUCUGCAGGAAGUGGACAAAGGUCGUGGAGCAGGCUCAGUACUGUCCUCAACCAGUAGUCUUGGAGGGGGCGGCAACUUGGUGGGCCCAGUGCUAGAAACAGCUGUGCAGAGAGCACCUCUCAUACACAUACAAGAAGGGAAGUUGGACAAAGGUAUUGGUCGCUUCCGACAAAUCCUCAAGGCUGUGGAGGCAAGGACCUCACAAGGCAUCCGCACGACCAUGGCCCGAGAGCUGGCUGAAGUGCUUCUAAGAGGUGUUUGCAAGAACAGAUACACCCCGCCCCCCAUCGAGAAGGAGGUGGAGAAGGAGGAGAAGUCUAGUACGCCGAGUUCUCUGCCUCGCGGGCCAGGUUCUGCCUCCCUGUCUUCACUCAAGCCUGUCAGCUCCAGGAGCUCCUUCAAGCCCAAGAUGUACACCACAGAAAGCCGUCCCAGCCACUGUCCAGAUGAACUCUUAUUCGUUCCUAAGAAUGUUGAAGAAGAAGCACUUUUGCUUUUACUGAUCAGCGAGCUUCAGGUGAAUCGGGAUGUCGUCUUGAGUCGUUCUAAAGAGCAUGCUCAAAGUAGAGAACACUCCUUUCUUCACGCUACUGCCGUAUAUGAUCUGCUUGCCAUUACGUUGUCCAGGAGAGUCCAGUUUAGUAUGCUUGCCGAUUUCUUGGAUGGCACAAUGAAGUUUUCCUACCAGGAGUUUCAUAUGUGGUACCAGUUUGCAUUGGCGCUCAUUAGUGCUGGCAGGCACACCAGGGCAUUAUUAGUGCUGCGAGAGUGUGCCACAAUGCAGCCCGAGAAUGGGCCAGUCUUGCUACAAGCCACCAAGAUAUGCCUUGAGAAACUGAAUAUGAUAAAUGAAGGCAUCGAGUUUGCAGAGAAAGCUGUAGCCUUGGGGGAGGGCAGCCCGUUCAUCGCCAAAAGCUAUCUGUGGCUUGGUGUUGGCUACUCGCUUAAAGCUAAUGAAACCAGCAUACACACAGAGAGGCAGGAGCUACAGAAGAAGGCCCUCAAAGCGUUGGAGAAGUCCAACUCUCUGGAUGCUGGAGACUUCCUGGUCCUUUACCACAUCGCAUGGCAGCUGGCAAUAUCCCGACAGAUUCCAGAGGCUGUCUUGAAGGUUCGCGAGGCUCUCAGACUGAACGGCGAGCAUAUCCCAUCCCUUCACCUGCUGGCCUUGUUGCUGUCGGCCCAGAAGCAGUACAUAGAGGCCUUAGGCCUGAUAGAGGUAGCCUGCAAUCAGUACCCAGACAGUAUGAGUCUCAUGUUCACCAAAGUCAAGCUGGAAGAGUUACAGUCUGGCCCGGAGGAGGCCCUGAUGACCUGCAAGCAGAUGCUGUCGACAUGGAAGGAAACAUAUGAUGCCAUGCAGAGCGAGGAGUCUAGUCGAGGGACAGGACUCCUGGAUGUAGUGAUGAGUGACCGACGGAGCCUGGCCCAGAUGCACCUGUCAGAGUACAGCGACAGAGACUCAGUUUCCAAUGCAGCCAUAUUGGGAGGUACAUGGAAGAGCUCUAUCCACAAUUCCAUUGCCGCAUCCCGCGUCGAGCAUGCCCUCUCUGAGGUGGCGUCCUCUGAAGGUAGCUCCAUCCCUAAGCAGGGACGGUCUCAACAGAUCUGGAUGAUGCAGGCUCACAUCUGGCUGGCCAUUGCUGAGUUGUACCUGAGCCUGGAGAAGCCUAAUGAAGCCAGGGCCUGUGUACAGGAAGCCUCCUUGCUCUUCCCCCUUUCUCAUCACAUCCUUUUUGUCCGCGGCUGCAUCCAUGAGUACAACCAAGACUUUGCUGAGGCCAAGACCUGCUACGACAGUGCACUGGCCAUCAACCCCUCCCACAUCAAGAGCAUGCAGAGCCUGGGGGCGGUGCUGCUGUCCCUGGAACAGUACGAGAUGGCCGAGAAGGUGCUAAGGGAUGCCGUGAAUAUUGACCCCACGGCACACAUGGCCUGGAUUAACCUGGGCAAGGUCCUGGAAGCGCAGGGGGAGUUUGAAUCGGCCAGCGACUGCCUACUGACAGGGCUGCAGCUGGAGUCAACCUGCCCCGUCCAGCCCUUCACCACUGCAGGCAAGCUGGCCUGAAUGAAGCCCAUUCAGUCUCUGUUGGAUUUGGAGUUGUUCGUGGUCAGAGAUAGUUGGUCGGGUCAGACUUUUGACGUGUUCAUAUUAUCGCAGUUAGCAAACCACAGGCCAUUUGUGAAAGUAUAGUGAUGUGAAUGAAAAUUCAUCAUCCGAUGGUUUUGGGGACCAGUGUAUAAAAUCACUGUCAACAGCAAAACCGAGUUUUGAUGAAGGGCUAAUGUGGUUUUGGGACCAGUGUAUAAAUCCACAUCAGCAACAGAACCGAGUUUUCAGAAAGGGCCCAUGUGGCUGCACAACAGUUUUUACCUUAAUAUGUCAACUGUUCUACUCCAUUCAAGUGCUCACUCGAGUCAACAGUUUUAAAUAGCACUGUAUGCAUAUGUAACAUGGAGAGGCAGGAUGACGUUUUUCAGCCAUUCACAAGCACCAGAGAUUAAGUCAAGAAUGUCCUACAGAGCUUUGGCCAUGUGUUCAGCUCUUGCAGCUUGGUCAAGCCAAGUUUAAAGCCAGUUAAGACUCAUCACGCGCGUGGAAACCGAACUUAUAACCUGUUGCACUUUCUUGGUCUUUUGACAGUGCAGUUGUGCCGUAACCCAGCCUUAAUGUUUGUGGCUUUGUGCAGACCCAGCUCUUUUGAGAGGGGAAACAUUAAUGUCUUAUUCUAAGCAAAACAAAACAACCUCUUUUUUAGGAGGUUCGACUGUAUUUGUGCCAGGGGCUGUUUAAAAAUUUUACACGAGACCGGCACCGGAACAAGUUGCCAAAUAGAAGUGACCGCCCACUCUAAAUAUUUAAACUAAAGCACUUCCAUCACUGUCUUCCCUUUGUGCAUAUAUAUAGUGUUGCUUUGAAACAGAGUUGUUUACUUAAAGAAACUGUAGAAUUGAAGUAGUCCUGAACAAGUUUGUCCCGGCUACUAUUCAAGUACUACGCAACAAUAUAAACAAUCGCUUGGAUUCUUCCCGGUUACCACCCUAAGAGGAAAACUUGGUGGUGGUGGAAUGGCUUUCAGUGGAGAGGACGUGGAGUAAUUCUGAACUGGAUAUAUAUUUAAUAAUUAAUGAUCUCAGGAAAAUCAGAGGAUAGGUCAAAGUUAAGAACAAAGACUUGCAUCGAACUGGGAGGAGGGACAAAAUCCUGUGCACAAAUUUGAAAACAGUCGUUUGAGAAAAGCUUUGCAUCAGUUUUGAUUGUAAAAAUAGGAACUGUCAUAUUAUUGUGUCUGCAACCGGAACACAGUUCAGACGUCAUAGGCUUGAAUAAUUCUGCUUCAGUUUAUUUCUUUGUUCAACCAUUGUCAAGUUAAGAAUGAAGGUUAUCGGCAUAAUUUUCGGUUUGUGUGAAUUUACUACACUUGAACCAGGUUUGAAGUGUUAGUUAAACCUCGCUUUUACAUAGCUUGCUUAGGCCUAUGUGUACCAAUCUUCCAUGUAAUAUUUUGAGUGUUUGGUUCGUGACUUCGUCGUGCACGUGCGCGCGCGCACGCAACACUAAUUACAAGCUCCCAUUGGACGAACACUCAAGUUGCGCGUUAACUUGGUUCCAUAUAACUAGUUAUACAGUGGGCGAGGUUUAAAAUAAAAUGACGUCACACUGUUAAACCAGAUUGCGAUUUAAACCCAUGUAUACCUUUGCCUCACUAACUGACCAGCACUGACCAAAAACUGAACAUCAGUGAUUCCUGGAAACUUGUAUUAGUAUACAAAUCACUCUGGCCGUCUAUUCAUUUUGUAUUACAGUGCGUUUAUGUACAUACUUAAACCAUUAUUCGCAGGUUGUGGAUAGACUUUAUAAGAAAAGUUUGAAAGGGCAACUGAUUCUGAAACACAUUUGAUCAGAGCUUGCAAGGAUGAUCUGCAGAAACGAAUUUAUGUAUCUCAAUACUUUGGUGAGACUCGGAGCUUUUUCCCUGGGUUUGCUGUGAUAUUGAGUGUUGAACGUUUACAGAUUUGUGUUUAUAGUGUGUUACAUUUUCGUAAUUUUUUCUCCUCUCCCAAAAUUCUUUAAUUUAACUAAAUAUUUAAUCUACAUCGGGACCUAAUUUUUGUUGUCGAUAAUCAAUCAAUCGGUUACUUUUGUAGUAUUUUUUUUUAAAUACCUGACUGGGUACUACAUUGCUUGCGCGCACGGACACGUUGUCAUUGAAUACCAGGAUUUUUCAUUUCUUUAAUACCUGGUUAUACCGUUUCAUCUAAAUUACUGACACUUGUACUUUAUAAGUUAUAUUUACAGAUUAUGACGAACUAUAAAGAGCAUGCAUUUGUGCCAUAGGCGGUUCUUGUGUUCCUUUAUCUUCACAUGUGCAUGUAGUUUUAUUGUCAGUUCUGUUGCUGUCAAGCCGAACUGUGUACGAGUCUAAGAGUACACCGACUGACAAAGCAACUAACAGUAACUUCCACGAUACUCUGGUGAGGUACUUUUAAUGGAAGGAAGCAUUAGGGAACCUCACUUCAUCUUGAAGUUACACCAGAUCCUCACCAGAGCCCAAACUCAGAUAAGUUUCCUCCGAAUUUGGAUGGGAUAGAUUCAUUGCAUUCUUCUUACACUGUAGUGCAAUCGAUUGUUGGUCAUGUGUCCAAAUGAUAUCUUCCCAGGUGUCGACAAGAAUAUAAUAUCAAAUCAGUGCUCUGAAAUGUGUGAUUGCCGAGCUUUCGGUAACUGAGUACCUUCGUCAGGGCAAGCAGAUUCAGUUCAGGUGUACUGUUUUAGUCACUUCAUUUUUGGUGAGUUUUCGUGCAAUAUAUUUUAAAGGCAAAUGGUAAUUAUUCUAACGAUGAAAUAUCGUGAUAAUAACUUUACCGUUUUGUGUUAUGGAGUUUUCGCAUCAGAAAAAUUAAUAAAGAUAGCAUCUUAUAAAUGGCGGUUAA